UCAUGCUGAGUUGCGUGGAAGCAGAAAGGGUCCAAUUCUAUAAGUGUGAGGGUGAUAAUAGAAUGCUUUGGGUUGGAAAGGACCUUUGAUCAUCUAGUUCUAAUCCCCCUCUUCCUGCCUGUUCUGGGGAGGAUAAAUGGAUGUUGUCGAGUCAGGAUCUGCACAGCUCAACUCUGAUCUCGGUAACAACUGAACGUCAGCAAAGCAGAAUGUGGCAGGCACAGGGAGCAGAGAAAACAAACGUGUUCCUCAGGAAUGCCAGGGGUCAAUGUCGGGUGCGUGCCAAAGAAGGUAAGGGUGCUUUCAUUGCUGGCUUUGGUGUGGGUGUCUGCCGAAUUGUGGGGAGGAUGCAGGGGCUCAGGGUGUAUUGAGCCAUCAGGAUGCUGUGAUAUGGUGAUGUGGAAUGCGGCUGUCCACAUGGAGUUUGUCCAUGAUCACGCCGACUAUGGCUUUGAAACACCCAGCAUCAAGUUCAACUGGAGAACCAUUAAAGAGAAGCGUGAUGCUUAUGUGAGGCGCCUCAAUGAGAUCUAUGAGAAUAACCUCAAGAAGGCUCACAUUGACAUCAUUCGGGGCUAUGGCAAGUUCACCGCUGAUCCUGAGCCUACCAUCGAAGUGGAUGGGAAAAAAUACACAGCUCCUCACAUCCUUAUAGCCACAGGCGGGCACCCGACUGUCCCUUCUGACAGCCAAAUUCCCGGUGCCAGCCUGGGGAUGACCAGCGAUGGCUUCUUUGACCUGGAGGAGCUGCCCAGGCGCAGUGUGAUUGUCGGUGCCGGCUACAUUGCAGUGGAAAUCGCAGGGAUCCUCUCCACGCUGGGCUCCAAGUCAUCCCUGCUGAUCCGCCAGGACAAGGUUCUGAGGACUUUCGACUCCAUGAUCAGCUCAAACUGCACCCAUGAGCUGGAGAACAGCGGGGUGGAUGUCUGGAAGCACACACAGGUCAAGACGGUCACCAAGUCCCCUUCUGGGCUUUUGGCUGUGACAGUGACCUCCUUAAUGCCAGGCCACAAGCCAACGGAGAAAGUGAUUCAGGACGUGGACUGCCUGCUGUGGGCUGUGGGGAGGGAACCCAACACCCAGGACCUGUGCCUGGACCGAGUGGGUGUGCAGAUGGAUGCCAAAGGCCAUGUGGUGGUGGAUGAAUACCAGAACACCACCAGGAGAGGGGUCUAUGCCAUUGGGGACGUGUGUGGGAGAGCUCUCCUCACCCCAGUGGCCAUUGCAGCUGGCAGAAAGCUGGCCCACAGGCUCUUUGAGGGCAAGCAGGACUCUCGGCUUGACUACCAUUACAUCCCCACUGUUGUCUUCAGCCACCCACCCAUUGGCACCGUGGGUCUCACUGAAGAUGAAGCCGUGGCCGCAUACGGGAGGGAGAAUGUGAAGAGCUACAGUACAUCCUUCAACCCCUUGUAUCACGCUGUCACCCAGAGGAAGGUGAAGUGUGUCAUGAAGCUGGUGUGCGCUGGCAAGGAGGAGAAGCCUCUCUCUUCUUCCCCAAAGGUGGUGGGAUUGCAUAUGCAAGGGCUGGGCUGUGACGAGAUACUGCAGGGCUUUGCUGUGGCCAUCAAAAUGGGGGCCACCAAGGCUGACCUGGACAACACCGUUGCCAUUCAUCCCACUUCUGCUGAAGAGCUGGUGACGCUGCGCUAAGGCAGCAGGCAUGGGUGGCUGCAGAAAACCUUUAGAUAUGUCUUAAUGCCUUACUGUCAGACGGUUGUGUGGAGAGGGGUCUGUAAGACGGCGUAGAAAAUAAAUACUGUGAUAUUG
Messenger RNA from Pezoporus flaviventris, 1770 nucleotides. It is a transcript of the gene GSR, whose product is annotated as glutathione-disulfide reductase. NCBI's taxonomy places the organism in Eukaryota, Metazoa, Chordata, Aves, Psittaciformes, Psittacidae. The transcript is spliced from 13 exons. The record is from RefSeq and is a predicted model, not a curated record. Gene Ontology annotation, cellular component: cytosol; mitochondrion. Gene Ontology annotation, molecular function: NADP binding; flavin adenine dinucleotide binding; glutathione-disulfide reductase (NADPH) activity. Gene Ontology annotation, biological process: cell redox homeostasis; glutathione metabolic process; cellular response to oxidative stress. The coding region runs from base 256 to 1653 and encodes 465 amino acids.